Molecule: messenger RNA, 3116 nt
Organism: Suncus etruscus (white-toothed pygmy shrew)
Lineage: Eukaryota; Metazoa; Chordata; Mammalia; Eulipotyphla; Soricidae
Gene: PPP6R1
Product: protein phosphatase 6 regulatory subunit 1
Exons: 23
Coding region: 125-2638 (837 amino acids)
Cellular component (GO): cytosol; nucleus
Molecular function (GO): protein phosphatase regulator activity; protein phosphatase binding
Source: RefSeq, a predicted model, not a curated record
CGUCGAGGGCCCCGGCCCCGCCCCACUCCCGGGCCCCCGCAGGGUCCGAGCCGGCGGCGGGGCGGGGGGGGCGCCCCGAUGAGCCCCGAGUGCGAGGAGCCGCCGCCCCGCCGCGCAGGGCGCCAUGUUUUGGAAGUUUGACCUGCCCACGAGCUCGCACCUGGACUCGCUGCUGGAACGGGAGGACCUGAGCCUGCCCGAGCUACUGGACGAGGACGACGUGCUGCAGGAGUGCAAGGUCGUCAACCACAAGCUGCUGGAUUUCCUGCUGCAGCCGCCGCACCUACAGGCCAUGGUGGCCUGGGUCACGCAGGAGCCCCCGGCCGGUGGUGAAGAACGGCUUCGCUACAAGUACCCUAGCGUGGCGUGUGAGAUCCUGACGUCAGACGUGCCGCAGAUCAACGAUGCCCUGGGAGCUGACGAAGCCCUCCUGAACCGGCUCUAUGGCUUCCUGCAGAGCGGCGACAGCCUCAACCCGCUGCUGGCCAGCUUCUUCAGCAAGGUCAUGGGCGUCCUUAUCAACCGCAAGACGGACCAGCUCGUGUCCUUCCUGCGCAAGAAGGACGACUUCGUGGACCUGCUGCUGCAGCACAUCGGCACUUCGGCCAUCAUGGACCUCUUGCUGCGCCUGCUCACCUGCGUGGAGCGGCCGCAGCUGCGGCAAGAGGUGGUCACUUGGCUCAAUGAAGAGAAGAUUGUGCAGCGGCUAAUCGAGCAGAUCCAUCCGUCCCGAGAUGACAAUCAACAUUCCAACGCGUCCCAGUCGCUGUGUGACAUCAUCCGCCUGAGCCGAGAGCAGAUGAUCCAAGUCCAGGACACCCCAGAGCCCGACCAGCUGCUGGCCACGCUGGAGAAGCAGGAGACGAUCGAGCAGCUGCUGAGCAAUAUGCUGGAGGGGGCCACGAGCCCGUCAGUGCUGGUGAGCGGAGUGCAGGUGCUGCUGACCUUGCUGGAGCCCCGGAGGCCCAGGGCAGAGACCACCUUGAGCAACUUCUUUAGCAGCGUGGACGGGCAGCUGGAGCUCCUGGCCCAGGCCGUCCUGGACCAGUCUGCGUCCAGCGCCGGCGCCCUGCAGGCCCUGCGCCCUCGGCUUCGCCGCUUCCACCAGCUCCUGCUUGAGCCCCCCGAGCUGGAGCCCCUAUGCACGACGUGGGGCAGCCUGGCCCCUCCUCUGGGCAACACCCGGCUGCAUGUGGUGAAGCUGCUGGCCUGCGCCCUGAGUGCCAACGACGCGGCCCUCACCGAGGAGCUCCUGGCGCUGGACGUGCCCAACACCAUGCUGGACCUCUUCUUCCAGUACGUGUUCAACAACUUCCUGCAUGCCCAAGUGGAGAUGUGUGUGAGUGCCAUGCUGGGCAUCACGCCACUUUCUGAAAUCAUCCCCCCCGAGACGCCUGCCCCAAACCCCGCCGUCAAGCACCUGCUGCAGCAAUGCCGCCUGGUGGAGCGCAUCCUGACUGCCUGGGAGGAGAACGACCGCGUGCAGUCUGCAGGAGGCACCCGGAAGGGUUACAUGGGCCACCUGACGAGAGUGGCCAAUGCCCUGGUGCAGAGCGCCGAGAAGGGGCCGAACGCCGAGCAGCUGGGCCAGCUGCUGAAAGAGCUGCCGGCCGAGCAGCAGGAGCAGUGGGAGGCCUUCGUGGCAGGGCCCCUGGCAGAGACCAACAAGAAGAACACGGUGGACCUGGUGAACACCCACCACUUGCACUCCUCCAGCGAGGACGAGGAUGACCGGCUCAAAGAGCUCACGUUCCCCGAGGAGGCGGUGCUGCAGCAGGCCUUCAUGGACUUCCAGAUGCAGCGCAUGACCUCCGCCUUCAUCGACCACUUUGGCUUCAACGACGAGGAGUUUGGGGAGCAGGAAGAAAGCGUGAACGCGCCUUUUGACAAGACAGCCAACAUCACCUUCUCCCUCAACGCCGACGACGAGAACCCCAGCACCAACCUCCUGGAGCUCUGCUACAAGGACCGCAUCCAGCAGUUCGAUGACGAGGAGGAGGACAGCCGGGAAUCGGACGGGGAGGACGGGGAGGACGGUGCCUGGGACGGCAGCCAGCAGACCAGCAAGGGCCUGGGCCAGCCCCUCGCUGUGCGGAGCCGAGGCAGCACUGACAGUGAGGAGGACGAGGACGAGGAGGACGAGGACGAGGAGGGUGAUGGAGCAGCCCUGGGGGGGCCCAGCCCCCCGCCCUAUGCCAGCCCCGGCCCUCAGCCUCCAGGCCCCAGCUGGACGGCCUCUUUUGCCCCAGUGCCUGCGGAUGCCCCGACCGAGCCCCAGGACUCCCAGGAGUCUCGCUCCGGAGCACCUGCCACUCAGGGCGGCUCCGAUGGGCCCCAGGCCCUCCCUAUGCAGAGCCCGGCCAGCCCUGUGGGCCCCGGCAACCUGCAGCCCAGGACUCAGGAGCCCACACACCCUUCCGCACCUCAGGAAGCCCCAGUUGGUGGCAAAGCAGCAGAGCCCGUAGCCCCUUGCCAGGCCGUGGUCAGCGUCGAGGACCCCCAGGCCACCCCCAGAGAGACGUGUUCUGGCCCCAGCUCCUUGGACAGUGUGACCGGAGACCCCGCUACCUCUGUCCCGGCCUCCGGGGCCUGCCAGGAGCCUCCACCCGCCAAGGGCAAGGAUCCAGACCCGAGGUAACCAGUCCCCCGCCGGGUGGAGGCGGCCCUCUCUGCUCCUGGGGACGCCCGCGGGGGGCAGGGCAGGUCCCCCGUGACCCCUGCCCCUCCUCCUGGACUCCGCGAGGCUGGGCCAGGGACCCCCAUUUGCACUGAGACCCAUUUGCACCGGAGUCCAUGUCUGAGAAAGAAUCGGGAGUGGCUGGGCCAGGAGAGCCUGUGUGGAUCGAGAGUUCGUCGGGGCGGUGGGACCCAGCACAUGGCUGGUGGGGCUGCGAGGCCCUGCGCUAACUCGGGUCGGUGCCCGCACCUCCUUGGCCUGGGUGCCUCCAGCUGGGCCUAAGUGGGCUGUGCCUUUGGGAACCCCUCACUGGGCCCCGCACUUUCCCCAUCUGGGGGCCAAGGAAGCAGCGCCUAUCAGCGGCUGUAGUUGGGAGGGUCCCCGUCUGUCCAGGCGGCUCCUGUGACCUUCCCUGGGGCCCUGACCCUCACAGCUGGCA